This is a messenger RNA of Aphanomyces astaci, 1311 nucleotides long. RefSeq lists its product as hypothetical. The record is from RefSeq and is a predicted model, not a curated record. The coding region runs from base 1 to 1311 and encodes 436 amino acids. NCBI's taxonomy places the organism in Eukaryota, Oomycota, Saprolegniomycetes, Saprolegniales, Verrucalvaceae. The transcript is spliced from 3 exons.
AUGGCCUCUCCCUGCAAAGAAGCGCUGGUACACGCCCGAAGACCUGAAGCAAGCAGUCCAGCAGGUCGUUGGUGGAAUGCGUGGGACAGAAGUCGCUCACGCUGCCACAUUCCGUACGAAGUUGUCAUGCGCAGGGUUCGACUCAUCAAGGCCAGCAAGGAAGUCCGCGUUCAGCGCCGUGGACCAAAACCAACCCUCGCGAAGUCAUGUGAGGAAGACCUGCGACACCCACAGCUGACCAACCGCGUUGCCCAGGUCAUAUCAUCCGCCCGAACCAGCAUCGACGAAGCAGGAGUGGCGCUGUUGUUCGACUCCAUGGGCGAAGCGAUGAAGGAGCACAACUUUACGGCGGAUCGGAUUUUCAACAUGGACGAGACGUCCUUCGCAUCCCGGCGGAAGUCUAAGGACGUCGUGGCGUUGAAGGGCUCACGGAACGUUUGGGCUAAGACUGUUCCUACAAAUUUUCAUAUGUCGAUUGUAGCGUGCGGCAGCGCCGAUGGCAUGAUCCUGCCUCCGUUGUUCUUUUGCCUGGUGAAUCUGUCAACAAGGACUUGGGUACCUACUGUUCGGUACCUGGUGCUACUGUCACUACGACCCCGAAAGGAAACGGGAGACAUGCACUCCAUCUCGAAGGCUGCCGCAAUCACAAUCGCUUCCAACGCAUGGACAUCGCACAUCCUGUCGUCGAAUGUCGUCAGCGGGUUUCGUACUGCUGGCCUUUUCCCGCUAUCGUUGGAGCAAAUGAUGAAGCGAUUUAAUUUGUUCCAAAAGGGGGGAGUACCAGCAGCGUAUGUUCACGCUGAGUGGCUAGAGCAACAAGACGCCCUUCGACGUCAGCUGCUGGCGUUGCCUGCAGAACAAGCAAAACGCGUAGGUCCGAAACGAAUCACCGUAGCGGGACGCAUUCUUACCUUGGCCCUGAUGCAAGUGAUCGACAAAACGAAAGAAGAGCGCGCCAAGGCUGCUAAAGAGACCAAGGCUCUGAAAGCAAAGCGCGCCAAACGAAAGGCGAAGCGACGUACCUGUGACGACGACAAUGCGGCUGAAACUGAGGAAGACAACGAAGGACCACCGGACAACGAGGGAACACAGGUGGCUAAAGCGACCAAGCCAGUGACAGCGAAGCGCGCAAAACACAAGGCGAAGCGACGAACCUGCGACGUAGACGACGUGGACGGCGCGGCUACAGCCCAGGACGACGACGAAGGGCCACCCGACAGCGAAAGAACGCAGGACACCGCACGCGACCAGCAGGACCAAGGACCGCCGACUGCACUUGACCGCGUUGUCCUACAAGAAGCAGCAGUUUAA